AUGACGGCCGAAGAGGAGGGCAAGGACACGGCGGCGUCGGCGGCGAAGGGCAAGGACACCAGGCGGAGGAGGCACAACCAGGGCAACAGGGAGGAGCCCUACCUGCCUCUCUCCGCGGGUCUCACCGCCGAGUGGGAGCUCGUCAAGGAGUACUUUGGGAUCAAGGAGUCCUUCCCGGAACAGCAGCUGAUGGCCAGGGGCGAGGGCUCUCCGCGGAUCUACUUCCUUUCGUCCGCCGUGAGCAACGUUCUCUGGAGGAACACGAGCCGCUUCAGCAAGGUGGUGAACACGGGCAUUCGCAUGCUGGUGAAGCACGCGCCUCCGGACGCCAAGUGCCACUAUCGCCCGUGCCAGGAGGGUCUCGAAUGGCUGUACCCGUACAUGACCAAGCGGCUGGUCACGGUCAGCUUCGACGACAUGGCGAAGCUGAUUCUCGAGGACACGCCCUUCAUGACCAGCUUCACCCCUGAGACCCAGGCCCAGCUCGAGCCCCUCGGUUCGCCCAUGUUGGCGUGUGGAUGGAAGGCGCGCACGUCGGCCCACCUGCUGGUGGACAAGCACGCGAGGAAGUCCUGGUCCUUCCUCUUCUCGCUCAAGCCGGCUGAGACCACGGCCACCACGAGCACCGCCGUUGCUGGCGAGGCAACCACCACCGCCGAGAGCAGCAGCGUGGCGACGACAUCCUCUUCGGAGGCUGGGUCCACCGACCAGUAA
Messenger RNA from Acanthamoeba castellanii str. Neff, 714 nucleotides. Its product is annotated as NOL1/NOP2/Sun domain family, member 2, putative. NCBI's taxonomy places the organism in Eukaryota, Discosea, Longamoebia, Acanthamoebidae. The transcript is spliced from 6 exons. Gene Ontology annotation, biological process: RNA methylation. The record is from RefSeq and is a predicted model, not a curated record. The coding region runs from base 1 to 714 and encodes 237 amino acids. Gene Ontology annotation, molecular function: methyltransferase activity.